UCUCUCUCAACACUUAUCUCUGCAGUCCGUACUUCUAUCUUCACUCUCAAUUCUCAAAUAACAACCAUUUCAGCUUGCAAAAUUACACCACAUAGCCAAGAAUUUACGAAAAUGGCACCAUCAACGAGCAACUUAAUGUUAUCAAUGAAAGUUCUGCUAAUUUCAAUUGGUGCAGUAUCUUCAGCUAUGGUAAUUAAAGCCUCUGUUCCAUUAAUUUUAUAUGAAUUCCCUACGAUUUGGAGCAGCUUUAUUUCCAGUUGGCUCAAGCCUCCUUACCUCUACGUUUUACUCAACUGUAUAAUCAUCAUCAUCGCCGCUACUUCUCGGUCACACCGUAAGGAACAUUCUAGCGAUCAAUCACAGCCGUUGAUGUCUGCCACAUCAACUCCGCUUUCAGAUUUGAUAGCAAUUUCCCAGUCAAACGUUAACAUGAGUGAACCGGAGAUGUCUGAGUUAUCGCCUGAACCGGUACAUGAAUCGGAGGUGUUAGAGGUGAAACCUGAGCCGGUAAAUAUUGAACCGGAGCAGGUGGUUGAAGCUGAAAAUGGUGAUGAGGUUGUGAUUUCGAAUUCCGUUGUUACGCCGUUGCCUGAAGUGGAAACGGAGCUGCUUCAACAGCUAGCGACGGAGAAACCGCUGGUUUCUUCCCGGUUCGGUCACCGGAAACCGCUUACGAGAAUGAAUCCUGAAGGGGUUAAAUCACUGAGGGUAGCGAGGGUGAAGAGACAUGAGACAUUAGAGAGUACAUGGAAGAAGAUAACAGAAGGUCGUCACGUGCCGCUCACGAGGCACCUGAACACAUGGCAGCAGAAUCACGGAAGUCAAUCCCCGGUUCAUCAAACUGAAAACAAGAGGAAAACCAUACUUGAACCGUCGCCGAGUCAGGACGAGUUGAACCGGCGAGUGGAAGCGUUUAUAACGAAGUUCAAUGAAGAAAUGAGGUUACAGAGAGAACAGUCGUUACAGCAGUACAUGGAGAUGAUUAAUCGUGGGGUCUAAAAGUUAAUUUUAGCAAUUUGUUGGGUUAAAAUUUUAAUUUUUUCAACAAAAGGAAGAUUUAAUUUUUUAUUUUUUAUUUUUUAUUUUUGGCAAGAACUUGUGGGGUUUGAAUAGAGGUAUAGGAAAAAGAUACAGUGCAGAGGAGCUAAAGUUGUAUAUAGAAGUGAAAGAUAUUCUUUUAUUGUUUAGCUUAGAAUAAAUGAGAAGUCAGAUACGUAAUACUGUAUACUAGUUAAAAUAGUAAAGAAAGGUGCAAAUAUGUAAUUAUGGAUUUAUGUAUAUUCGUGUAUGUAUGCAUCUCA
Nicotiana tabacum (common tobacco) is the source of this 1301-nucleotide messenger RNA. RefSeq lists its product as uncharacterized. The record is from RefSeq and is a predicted model, not a curated record. Lineage: Eukaryota; Viridiplantae; Streptophyta; Magnoliopsida; Solanales; Solanaceae.